Messenger RNA from Amyelois transitella, 2145 nucleotides. Its product is annotated as pre-mRNA-splicing factor RBM22. The transcript has 7 exons. NCBI's taxonomy places the organism in Eukaryota, Metazoa, Arthropoda, Insecta, Lepidoptera, Pyralidae. The record is from RefSeq and is a predicted model, not a curated record. Gene Ontology annotation, cellular component: U2-type catalytic step 2 spliceosome; U2-type catalytic step 1 spliceosome; Prp19 complex. Gene Ontology annotation, molecular function: U6 snRNA binding; pre-mRNA binding; metal ion binding. Bases 94 to 1329 code for a protein of 411 amino acids.
UCUGUCAGUUUGCUUGAUCGUCGUGGUUUGUCAUAUAGGAUUUGGUCAUUUUAUGUUAUUACUAUCGUGCUGAUAUUUGAGUUAGUAUCUGAGAUGGCAGUUUCGAAGUCUACGAACACCUACAACCGACAAAAUUGGGAAGAUUCUGACUUCCCGAUAUUAUGUCAGACGUGUUUGGGCGAUAACCCAUAUAUACGAAUGACCAAGGAAAAAUAUGGAAAGGAGUGUAAAAUAUGUGUACGUCCUUUCACUGUAUUCCGUUGGUGCCCUGGAUCCCGCAUGCGCUUCAAGAAAACGGAAAUCUGCCAGACCUGUUCCAAAUUGAAGAAUGUGUGCCAAACAUGCCUUUUGGACCUUGAAUAUGGGCUUCCGAUUCAAGUUAGAGACGCUGCUCUCAAAAUUCAAGAUGAUCUACCACGAAACGAAGUCAAUAAGGAGUAUUACAUACAGAAUCUGGACAAUCAAAUGUCAAAGUCUGAUGCAAGUCAGCCAAGUAACUCUGCUUUGAAAUCGAAGGGUGCUUCGGAUCUGUUGUUACGUUUGGCUCGGACAGCCCCUUAUUAUAAGAGAAAUAGACCACAUGUUUGCUCUUUCUGGGUGAAAGGAGAAUGUCGUCGUGGUGAAGAAUGUCCAUAUCGCCACGAGAAGCCCACUGACCCAGAUGACCCAUUGGCCGACCAGAACAUCAAAGACAGAUAUUAUGGCGUAAAUGACCCUGUAGCCGAGAAGUUGAUGCGUCGAGCAGCUGCCAUGCCGGCACUACCUCCACCUGAAGACAACACGGUCACAACACUGUAUGUGGGCAACCUUCCGGACAACAUCAACGAAGAGGAACUGAGGGGCCAUUUCUAUCAGUAUGGAGAAAUAAGAUCCGUAACUCUAGUGCCUCGAGCUCAAUGUGCCUUCGUUCAAUACACAACGAGAAGUGCAGCGGAACAUGCAGCAGAGAAGACAUUCAACAGGCUCGUGAUCGGAGAAAAGAGGCUUACCAUCAAGUGGGGAAAAUCGCAAGGUCGACAAGGUGCAAAUGAGCAAAAUGAUAUGGCUCCCAGGUUGGAGCCAGUGCCUGGGCUUCCUGGCACAUUGCCUCCACCGCCAGCAUUCUUGCAUUCAUUCCCACCUCAGAUGCAGCCACCUCCAAAUCGUCCAAACGACUUUUUCAACCUUCACCAUUAUGGAGGCCCGGGUUGGCCGGCGUGGGGCGGACCCCCGAUGGGACCCGGGGCACCGCCCCCAGGGCCCCCGCCCCCGCCGGCGGGGCUCCACUACCCCAGCCAGGACCCCAGCAGGCUUGGGGCCCACGCACACGCGAACACGCCUCAAGCAUAGUGUUAAUUGUAAAUUUAAUGAUUAUGUUUAAGACAUACCUAUUGAAAGGUAUAAGUUGUGUAAAGCUCACUUCACACCGAGAUAGAAGCGGUUUUAAGCAAAGCAGAGAGAAUACAUCGUUUCGUUUUACAAUCGUAUGAAAACGGCGCGCAGUGCCGGCGCCCGCGCACGUGUCCAGCGUCUCUCGCGCGCGUGCCGUCUCUUUAAUCUCGGGGUGAAUUGAGCCUUAAAGUUGAGCGCUAAGUUAUAGUAGCUUAAUUAAUAACUUGAUCUUUCUAUUUUGAGUUUACUUCUUCCCUAAUAGUAAUUUUUAGAUAUGCGUGUUAUUAAAUUUAUGUGAACAACUGUAAUUUGGAAGCGUUUGAAAGUUGUUACGCAAGUUGGGAAUAAAUUUGCGUAACAACUUGCAUGUAAGCAUCAGUUUUCGCCAAACGAACCAAAUACAACAAAAGCUAGGAAAGCCAGUAUGUUGGUGAACUGCUAAAUGUAUUUUUCGAAAAGCAAAAAAAAAUUAUAUUGUACAUAUGAUUGUACUCUUAUACUUUUAAAUUACUCUUUUUUAUUUUAAACCUACUUUUUACAAUAAAGAUUUACUAUAGACGUAGAUCUUCAUUAUUCUAGACAAUAUAUAUUCUAGACUAGACUAUAAGAACUAUAAAGCAUGAGGAUUUUUCAGAUGAAAUGUUUGCGAUCAAAUGUUUAAUUAGCAUAUUUGUGUAUGAAUAGGGCAGUAGGACUUAUAAUAAAUAAUGUUUUGUAAUAAUACAUUAUGUAUGUUCUGUAAAUAACAAAAAAAGAAUAAUAAACGGUGUAAUG